ACGCGAUCGGAGCAUGUUCAGUAGUUCACUGGAAACGACAUCGAGUGGUCGACAAAAUAGCGCAAUGCUGCGAUACUAGUCGUAUCGCGUGGAACUAUUUCAGAGGGUGGUGGAGACAGGGUGAGCUGAGAGUACGGGGUGGCAGGUGUCGUCAUGUCAGAGACGUCCUUCCCCCAGCAGGAUGAAGGCGUGUCCGACAAGCGUGAAUCGUGCAGUCUCUGUGCUGAUGAUGGGGCUGAGGACCAGAUACCGACAGAGGUCGCGACCUUCACUGUUGUCCCACCAGACGGCGGGUGGGGCUGGGUCAUCGUGGCGGCAUCCUUCUUCUGCAACCUCGUCGUCGAUGGCAUCAUAUUCGCCUUCGGCAUGUUUCUCAGCGAUAUAUCUGAAGCAUUCGAUGAAUCGAAGGCCAAAGUAUCAAUCAUUGGAUCACUACUUGCGGGAUUUUAUCUUAUGGUCGGCCCAUUCGUGAGCGCACUAGCGAACCGCUACGGGUUCAGAACGGUGUGCAUGCUUGGCAGCGCUCUGGGAGCUGUCGGCUUUCUGCUGUCCUACUUCGCCAACAGCGUCACCUACCUCUUCUUCUCGUAUGGAGUCCUGGGAGGGAUAGGCUUCGGGCUCGUGUACGUUCCUGCUGUGAUAGCUGUCGGAUUCUACUUCGAAAAGUGGCGGGCGCUGGCAACGGGCAUCGCCGUAUGUGGCUCUGGGAUCGGCACUUUCCUCAUGGCGCCGCUGAGCACUGCGCUUAUUCAGGCGUUCGGCUGGAGAGGGGCUCUGCUCAUACAGGCAGGUUUGAUUUUGAACUGCGCAAAUCCCAUUAAAGUCGCUAUAGAAUGCACAGAUGCAGGAACCGUCGAUGUCAAAGAACAUAAAAAAUCUUCAGCCGAAGAAUUACCGCUGCUUCUACGAAUAAAAAUGGCACGAGAUGACCAAAUGAGGAAAUGCGAAUCAGUUUCAAGUUUCGCAGACAACACAGCGGCUGAGUCAAAAUCGGGUCCCAGAAGUCGUUUUCACAAAACCAGCAACAACAACAUGUAUCCAACAGCUGCUCAAGCCCUUACUAGAAGCACGACGGCACUGGCAAACUUCCAGAGAUUGUCGAGCCAUUCCCUGAACCUACAAACCAACGCACUUUACGAUAGUAAUACCAGUGACACAUCUCCGCUUAAAUCCCAAAAGCGACUGAGUGUGGCGUCUUAUCCGGACGCAGUUCAGCAUGAAGAGGAAGGUAAGCCAGUCCUAGUUGUGGGCCAGGUGCCCGAAGAAGUUACGAUUAAGAAAGUGGCAACUUUCACGGAGCUGCUUAAACCAGUGCAGGAGGAGAGACGAGGGUCAGACGAGCACACUGACAUGUUGGGGAAUGGGGACAGGACUACGGUUGUGCAGGCAGCUAGUAAGGCAGGGAAACGGACUAGAUCCUCGUCUGAAUGCAGCUCCAAGUCCAAAGAAGUAGGAGUCAGACCCUUCUACAGGGAUGAUAUAUUCUUCAGUGCAAGCUUACACAAGCUGCCACAGUACACGUCACAGGUCAGUUCUGUGGGUUACCACAUGUCGGUGACGCGACUUCCCUCCAAGAAGGACGUGCAGGAGGAGGUGUCUCAGAAGUGCCAAUUGUGCCCAGAGGCAGUAAGCCGUACACUGGCCACUAUGCUGGACAUGUCCCUUCUGAGGUCGCCUACCUUUCUGCUCCUGUCCAUCAGCGGCUUCAUAACUAUGAUGGGCUUCUACGUGCCCUUCAUGUACCUUACAGACCGUGCGGAGUUGAGUGGCAUGGAGCCGACGAUGGCUAUCUGGCUGGUGUCGACGAUAGGCAUCACCAAUACUAUCGGCAGGGUGGCGUGUGGUCUCGUGUCCAGUCUGCCGGGGGUGGACGCUCUCUUAAUCAACAACGUAGCCCUCACCGUCGGAGGCGUCGCCACAAUUCUCAGCGGCGUCUCACUUUCCUUCGGCUACCAAAUCUUCUACUCCAGCGUCUUUGGACUCGCCAUGGCAUGCUUCGCCUCUCUUAGGUCCAUCCUCAUCGUGGACCUGAUGGGACUUGACAAAUUAACGAAUGCUUUUGGUCUGCUGCUACUCUUCCAAGGCGUCGCCGCUGCAAUAGGAUCUCCUUUAGCAGGUUCAUUUAUGGACGCCACCGGCAGUUAUGACGCUUCCUUCUACUUAUCUGGUAGUCUCAUCCUAGUGUCUGCUUUUCUCUGUUAUCCUCUCAGGAGACUCAACAAAUGGGAGGUUCAGAAAUCUGGUAAUAGCCUGCCGGCAGACGUCUGAUUGACUCCUACCUCUUCUCGUACAAAAACUUAUUUUUGAAUUUUGCUCUUUAUUGAGUGCCUUUUAAAGUAGUUUUAUUAAAAUGAUUAUUUUAGAAAUGAAAUGGAGUCUUACAGCCCAUAUGGUGAUGCUGGUACUAUUAAUAUAAGACAAUUCUUGGAAUUUGAUUACGAUGAUGUUCCAAUUGUACAUAUAGAUCGAUCGAUCGACAAGGACAAAAUUCUGGAUCGUCUAACAAAUAGUUGAGGUUUACUCUUUGUAAAAUUACUUUUAUGCGUAUUUAUGAUGUUUUGAAGAAGGAACUGUCUGUACAACAAGAACAGUUAGAAUUUCAGCUUCCUGAUCAUCUUGCUAUGAUAUUUAUCCAUCUUGGAAAUGAAUUUUAAAUGUUCGUACUCCUGAUACGUGAGACUUGUGAGGCACUUUCUCAGAAGUAGGGAAAAGUCAUAUCAAAUCAGAUUUGAAUAUGUUAAUCACAAACCAAAGUACAAGGUUUUGUCAUAUUAAGACGGUCAUUGAUUGUAGUAUGAUAGUUUUUUUUACAGAUGUUCUUCAGAUAUUGUAAACCAUUUAUAUUACAUUGUUACCAACGUGUUAACUGUUAUUUCUUUUAAAUCUUUCAAUAUAUUUUGCAGUAACUAUAUUUUUAACUUAAACAUUGGAGGUGAAAACCUAUGAUUGAUUAGUUUUGGCUUGAGAUGCAGAAAGCCCUGGAUAUUAAAAGCAGUGUUAUACUGCACUACUGCAAUUUGUGGAGAUAAAAUCUACCAGAGGACGAAGUGUGUUCGAUACACUUUCAAUGAACUGGCCAUUGUAGUUCGUCAGCCAAAGUCGUUAAUUCAGUCUAGCGCCCAUAUUAGGACUAGGAUCCACAGGCUCUUUAUACGAACUGAUGGAUGACUCAUAAGUUUAACGCUUAAGGUAAAGGUUGACAAACUGCGGCUCUCGAUACGGAAGAGAGGACAAGGAUGGAAUUGUGUGCAGCAACACUUUGUAUAACAAACUUCAGAAACACUACUCUUCUAUUCAUAAUUAUCAGUUUCGAAUUAAUGUAUUAUUUUUGGCCCAUGAAAGCUUAGGGUGUUCGAAGUGUGAUCCACAAAUUAAAAAGCUCUUAAGUUCACUCUUGGUUUAAAUUAUUCAUCGCGUCAUUAUCAUUUACAUUAGAACACAAGUAAAUAUGUAUAUCAUAGUGAAUAAAAUAUUAUUUAUGAAGGUUGAAAUGUUUUAAAAUUAGGUUAAACGUUAAUUUCGUUGCAAUCCAAACAUUCAUCUGUGAUAGAUUUUCAACUCAUUCAACAUAUGAUUGUGUGAAGGUUGGAAGUGUCUGCAAUGAAGGCUGCCAUAACACUCGGCAAUUUGAUUGAAUAAUUUUCCCGUACAUUUUGUGAAAACUAAAAAAUAAUAAUAUGUAGAUGGACGAAAGAGAACGUUUUAAACUUCAACGCAUUUGGAAAAUGUAUUAAUGUGCUAUAAGUUUUGAAAGAGAUAAUGUAGUAAGUUAAAAUAUUGGCUGAUUCGGCAAUCCAAUUUAAAAGUUAUCAAGGAACUGUAAUUUUAUCAAAUGAGAAUUGCGGGUUAAAGUUUGGGAACAGACAAGAACAUGUUUAGAAUAAGCAUAAAUAUCUCCGUAAGAAAUAGACUAAUUCGAUGUUUGUAAUAAUAACCGUGCUGACAUAAUAAAUUUCUCUUAUUUGUUAAACUUUCAGAAAACUA
Zootermopsis nevadensis is the source of this 3984-nucleotide messenger RNA. The record is from RefSeq and is a predicted model, not a curated record. NCBI's taxonomy places the organism in Eukaryota, Metazoa, Arthropoda, Insecta, Blattodea, Termopsidae.